CUGUUCUGCUCUAAGGAACUCCUGGGAGGAGGAAGGCUGCCGGGCGCCGGUCAUGGUAGUCGCCGCUGCUGGGCGAGUCCUGCUGGAUGCAGCGGGGAAGGCGUGUGCGCGGCGGGUGGCUCCUGCCUCCGGGCUAUGCUCCUGCUGCAGCUUGAAGGCAGGCGCCUAUUGCACGCUGGCCCCGCAGCAGCCCUCGGCUCCGCCUCCGGAUAUGAAGAACUACCUGUGGACGCGCUACAACGAGGCCAAAAAAGUGACUAAAGAGCUGGUUCCUUCAAUAAUGAGCAACUUGCUGAAUCCGGAUGCAAUCUUUUCCAACAAUGAAAUGAGUCUCUCAGACAUAGAAAUCUAUGGUUUUGAUUAUGACUACACAUUGGUCUUCUAUUCCAAGCAUUUGCACACAUUGAUCUUUAAUGCUGCCCGGGAUCUGCUGAUCAAUGAACAUCGGUAUCCUGCAGAAAUACGGAAAUAUGAUUAUGAUCCCAACUUUGCAAUAAGAGGACUUCAUUAUGAUGUGCACCGGGCAUUAUUGAUGAAGAUUGAUGCUUUUCAUUAUAUUCAGCUGGGAACUGUGUACAGAGGACUGAGUGUCGUCCCAGAUGAGGAAGUUAUUGCCAUGUAUGAUGGAUCCCACGUCCCAUUGGAACAAAUGAGUGACUUCUAUGGAAAGAGUUCGCAAGGUAACACCAUGAAGCAGUUUAUGGAUAUCUUCUCCUUACCUGAGAUGACUCUCCUGUCUUGCGUAAAUGAGUAUUUCCUGAAAAACAACAUAGACUAUGAGCCCGUUCAUCUCUACAAAGAUGUGAAGGACUCAAUCAGAGAUGUCCACAUCAAAGGAAUAAUGUACCGAGCAAUUGAAGCAGAUAUUGAGAAAUACAUUUGUUAUGCGGAGCAGACGCGUGCCGUGCUAGCGAAAUUGGCAGAUCAUGGCAAGAAGAUGUUCCUCAUCACGAACAGUCCUAGCAGCUUUGUGGACAGAGGUAUGAAGUUCAUAGUUGGGAAAGACUGGCGGGAUCUCUUUGAUGUAGUCAUUGUCCAAGCUGACAAGCCCAACUUCUUCAAUGAUAAAAGGAGACCAUUCCGUAAGGUGAAUGAAAGAGGUGUGUUGCUUUGGGAUAAAAUUAAUGAACUGCAAAAAGGACAGAUUUACAAGCAGGGUAAUUUGUAUGAAUUUUUGAAACUAACUGGAUGGAGAGGUUCCAAAGUCUUGUAUUUUGGUGAUCACAUUUACAGUGAUUUAGCAGAUCUGACCUUAAAACACGGCUGGCGAACUGGUGCCAUCAUUCCAGAGUUACGAACUGAGAUCAAGAUCAUGAACACACAGCAGUAUAUUCAGACAAUGACCUGGCUGCAAACUCUCACUGGAUUACUGGAACACAUGCAGGUUUACAGGGAUCCUGACUCGCAGCUGAUCUUACAAGAGUGGAAAAAGGAAAGGAAGGAAAUGAGAGAACUGACCAAGAACUUCUUCAACUCUCAGUUUGGAAGCUUGUUUAGGACUGACCAGAACCCGACCUACUUCUUAAGACGCUUGUCUCGCUUUGCUGAUAUUUACAUGGCAUCCUUAAGCUGCCUUUUGAACUAUGACCCCAAUUACACGUUUUUCCCAAGGAGGACUCCUUUGCAGCAUGAACUCCCGACCUGGUCAGACCAGCUGUGCACUGGCAACCAUUUGAUUCCCAAAAUGGUGGUCAGGUAAACGUGUUUCUCAAAGUUUGUAAGUAUUUUAUGUGUAUGAAAAAUCUGAGAUGGGUUUUCUGAUAUUGCUGAAUUCUUUGUUGCAUAAUUGAAGAACAACUGGCUGGCAUGACUCUGCUGUGUUCAAGAUUGUAAUUCCUUGAAACAGACUUCUAAGUAGAGCUGAUCUGAUUUUUCUCACCUUAAGUAGCAGUAUUUUAGGAGAGAGAGGAGCAACCACUCGCUAGAGUAAAACCUCCCUUUUGUACAGUUUGUAGCUGUUGUAUCCUCUGGUUUGACACCAUUUUUGUGUUUGUUUCACUCCUCCAUUAAUGUUCUCACAGUGUUUGCAUUUUUGAUUUGAUGCUGUGACAUCACAGCAAGGUAACCAAUUGAAUGGGUCUGUGUGCACACCUAACUAGGGGCUAAUGAAUCACAUUUAGACUGAGGGCAAGCACUUCUUACACUGGUGAUAAUGGUGAUCCCAGUACCCAGCUGGGAAUUGUUUCAGCAAUUGAGCACUUCUGCAGUGCCCCCCCC
This is a messenger RNA of Heteronotia binoei (common prickly gecko), 2217 nucleotides long. RefSeq names its product 5'-nucleotidase domain containing 3 (gene NT5DC3). The transcript is spliced from 15 exons. The coding region runs from base 53 to 1699 and encodes 548 amino acids. The record is from RefSeq and is a predicted model, not a curated record. NCBI's taxonomy places the organism in Eukaryota, Metazoa, Chordata, Lepidosauria, Squamata, Gekkonidae. Gene Ontology annotation, molecular function: 5'-nucleotidase activity.